CGGUUUUGCAAUGGCAGGAAUGUGCAGACAAAUGCUUCGGGCGUGUACGCUUGAUAAAACUCGUGAACAAGAAGAGGCAUCGCGGCCGAGAGGGCCUCCGGACAUACCUUCAGUCUCAGCCUCGCCUUGGGCAAAAGACUUUUGGCGUCCCCAGUCGCUCACAGGCCCUGGCAUCAGCAAUUUGCGGCAAUGACCUUCCCAGAUCCUACUCAGACACGCCAGAAGAAUGUCUUCGUCCUUUGCUUUGACGUCGUCAUUUCCCUUAAAUGUUCGAGACUACUGCUGACAUUGUUGUAGGGCACCGGGAACAUGUUCAGCGGCACCGAUGCCGACAGCAAUAUCUUGAAGCUAUAUCGCAUGCUUGAUCGGAGUGAUGCUACCAUGUACACCUUCUACCAACCUGGUAUUGGAACCUACAUCGCGACUCAUUCAAUACAAACAACGUCCCUGCCCGGUCGAAUUCGCUCUUGGUGCCUCAAAGCCAAAGACUCGGCUGUCGGCUCCUCCUUCGCGGACCAUGUCAUGGGUGGAUAUAAAUUCCUGAUGCGAUACUACAGCUGUGAAGAUGACCUAUACUUCUUUGGCUUCAGUCGUGGAGCAUACACUGCUCGUUUCCUGGCCGAGAUGCUUGACCAUAUUGGCUUGUUGAGUGCUGGAAAUGAAGAGCUCAUCAGGUUUGCCUGGAAGACAUAUGCCAAGUGGGCUUCAAGAACGAAUGACGGCAGCAAGAAGGCUAAAGAGGAUGAAGCCAACCAAUAUGCUUUCAUGCGCGGAUUCAGAGAGACUUUCAGCAGGCCAGUUCGCAGGAUUCGAUUCAUGGGACUAUUCGACACGGUCAAUUCAGUUCCCCGGUUUGAAGCUGCUUGGAUGCAACGCAACAAGUUUCCAUACACUGCUCGGGCUUCUGCCAAAAUCAUCAGACACGCCGUCUCUAUUGACGAGCGAAGAGCCAAAUUCAGGCAAGAUCUCAUAGGUGAAGCCAAACCUCGAGCUGAAGACAAACAAGCUCCUGGUGUCCAUCGCUAUGGCUCCGACUUUCCUGACAUGAGGGAGAAAGUAGAAGACGAUGGGCGUCAGAUGCAUGCAUCCACCGAAGUUGCUCCGAGCCCCGAACCCAGCAUCAAAAUCUCCGAAGCCAGUCCUGCCGAGCCCAUCCGUACCGAGAAGACUGACGCUCACGCUUUCCGCCACAGGGCGUACUUGUCCACCCCGUUCCAAACCGGGCCACCAAGCUCUAACGAAAGCCUAGGCAUGCCCAUGCAGACUCCCAGCACAGAGAACUUGCCCGAAUGUGAAGAAUUCGCGCGAGCGGGUGCCAAACAAUUUCGACGGAAAUGGUCUGAGGCGACACGUUCGCAAGACAUCCAAGAGGUCUGGUUUGCUGGAGGGCAUGCUGACAUCGGAGGAGGCUGGCCGAAAGCCAUCGGCGAGAAAUGGAUGCUCAGCCACGCGCCUCUUGUAUGGAUGGUACACGAAGCAGAAAAGGCAGGUUUGCCACUUGAUCCAGUCAAAAUGGCUCGACUGAAUUGCAUUCCUCACAAAGUGAGCAAUACUGGUGAACGUUUGGAAGAUCCCGAAACCCAUCAGUCGUUCCUCCAAGCGCUGGAAGACAGCUGUAGCACUGGGGUGAUUCACGAUUGCUUGGAACGAGGAAAGGGAGGCUCAUGGGCAAAUGUGUUGCUAUGGAAGAUGAUGGAAUACCUGCCAUUUCGUAGAAUGGACCUACAAAAGAAUGGAAGCUGGAAACCUAUUCGUUGGCCGCUCCCGAUGGGAGAGCCCCGGGAUAUCCCAGCAGACGCGCAGAUCCACAACUCCGUAAUCAAACGUAUGCAAAUGGCCCCUGAGUACCGCCCUGGCAACCUCAUUGUUGGCGGUGGUGGAAGAGGUGUUCGAAGAGCACCAGAGAGAUACGGCAUGGGCGCAUGGGCCCCUUGCAAGUGGGAGGGGGACUGUAUCCGGCAGACCUUUGUCAGGCAAUCUCCACCAUCUCAGGAUUCGUCUGGGACACCAAGACACUCGAGAAUCGAGAAGUGAAGAGGUCCUGUCCUGGACGACUUAAUGAGUAUGGGAUACGGACAAGAUGGUUUGCAAUGCAGAGCUCGAAUCCGAGCAACGAUACUGUAGACUAAUGAUUCGAGGCGCCUCCUAAACCAAAGAUGUCCGACUAUGGCUGCGAAUCUGAAUUUACUGAGAUUGUGUAGGUAUGAGGUAAAACCUUAUGAUCGUAUACAACAAUCAAUGU
Molecule: messenger RNA, 2242 nt
Organism: Exophiala xenobiotica
Lineage: Eukaryota; Fungi; Ascomycota; Eurotiomycetes; Chaetothyriales; Herpotrichiellaceae
Exons: 5
Coding region: 310-2034 (574 amino acids)
Source: RefSeq, a predicted model, not a curated record